GGAUAAAUGUAGGCUAUAUUAAAAAAUAUAUAUAUUUAAAAAAGCAACGUAGCGUGUUUCUCUCACAGAAAGAAAGUUCGCAUCUCUCUUUCCAGAUGAUGCUGAUGCGAGAGCAUCUCCUAUCUCUUUGGUGGGUUAGAUAGAAAGGUCCAGUCGGACCCAUUUCAUUGCGACACCUGCUUUAUUCUGUCCACCAUUAACAACGGACGGACGGCUGUCAGAACAGAACGAAUGAGCAAAUAGCGGACAGAUCUGGACCAGAACAUCCGUCUAUCGCUCACCAUGAAACAGGUAGGCGAGGUUGCAUGUGUUGCUGUUUUAAUGAAAUCAUUUAUCCGGCGAGCUAGUGGUCUAACGGUUGUGUGCGCGCCGGUUCAGGGUCUCGUGGACGACACGGAGGAUGUGGAGUUGGAUUUCAGUACCGAGGAGGAGGAGCAGCGAGCGCUCAGGGGGGUAAAGAUCCGACACCCCCUUGCCUCCUUCCUGCACCUGUUCUUCCGAGUGUCUGCCAUAGUAACCUACCUGCUCUGUGAUUGGUUCACCAAGAGCUUUACUUCCUGCUUCAUUAUGAUCAUCACUCUGCUGUCCUGUGACUUCUGGUCCGUUAAGAAUGUGACAGGCAGGUUGUUGGUGGGUCUGCGAUGGUGGAACCAGAUCGAUGAGGAUGGGAGGAGCCUCUGGGUGUUUGAGGACAGCAAGUCUUCUCCCCAGGCCGGUGGUACGGAGGUGGAGUCCAGGAUCUUCUGGUCGGGUCUGAUCAUCUGUCCUCUCAUCUGGACCGGCUUCUUCUUCACGACCCUGUUCUGUCUGAACACAGACUGGCUGGUGUUGGUGGUAGCCAGUAUCUCUCUGCAGGGGGCUAAUCUCUAUGGUUACCUGCGCUGCAAGAACGGCGGACAGGAAGUCCCACCCACAUCCCCUUCCUCCUUCCUGCAGGGACAGCACUUCCUCCAGCGGCCUGAUAUCAUCUCCAGAAUGCUGUGAUGGAAUAGGAAUCACCUGCAGCUGCCUUCUCUGAGCGCGUGUGUGUGUGUGUGUGUGUGUGUGUGUGUGUGUGUGUGUGUGUGUGUGUGUGUGUGUGUGUGUGUGUGUGUGUGUGUGUGUGUGUGUGUGUGUGUGUGUGUGUGUGUGUGUGUGUGUGUGUGUGUGUGUGUGUGACAGACAGAGCAGGAAAUGUUCUGGAACUCAGAAGGGGACAGAAGCCCAUCAACAUCAAAGCUCCUGGAAUUACAUCAGUUUCAUAUUCAGCAUUUUAAUUAUUUUGAUUUAAUUUGAUAUUUUUAUGAAUAUAUAUAUAUAUAUAUUAUUUAUUUUUUAUUUAAUUUAUUUUUUAUAAUCUGUUUCCUGUCUGUCUGACGCCCUAUAAA
Molecule: messenger RNA, 1367 nt
Organism: Oncorhynchus gorbuscha (pink salmon)
Lineage: Eukaryota; Metazoa; Chordata; Actinopteri; Salmoniformes; Salmonidae
Product: Golgi apparatus membrane protein TVP23 homolog A-like
Exons: 6
Coding region: 283-984 (233 amino acids)
Biological process (GO): protein secretion; vesicle-mediated transport
Cellular component (GO): Golgi membrane
Source: RefSeq, a predicted model, not a curated record